UAAGGAAUUGUGGGUAGGUUACCAACGUCCUUGUCCUAUCAGGCGCACACUGUUUGACUGACUUCACACAAGGGCUAGGGGAUCCUUUCGUUUCGGGUUGAACCUGAAUUAGAUUUAUUCCACAAAAAUGAUGGCAGCAAGGUUUCUCCGUCGCUCUAUUCCUGUAUUGAGGCAAGCAAGAUGUUACGCCGACGCACCCUCAGGCUCUUCCCAGAUGUCCUUCACAUUUGCGUCUCCAACGCAGGUGUACUUCAAGGAGGCCAGUGUGAAACAGGUUGAUGUGCCCACACUGACUGGUGCUUUUGGUAUCCUCCCUGCCCACGUCCCCACUCUGCAGGUCCUCAGGCCUGGCGUGGUCACAGUGUUCAACGAUGAUGGCUCCGCAGCUAAAUUCUUUGUGAGCAGCGGGUCAAUCACAGUGAACGCAGACUCCUCAGUGCAGCUGCUGGCUGAGGAGGCCUUCCCCUUGGACCAGCUGGAUGUGGCUGCUGCCAAGGCCAACCUGGAGAAGGCCCAGUCUGAGAUGGCAUCAGCGUCUGACGAGGCUGCCAGGGCUGAGGUCCAGAUCAACAUAGACGCCAACGAGGCCAUCGUCAAAGCCCUGGAGUAGGCCGUGGGACUUGUCUCUGUGAUGUCGUGUUGGUAUACCAGAAAUGAAAAUUCUCCAACUUUAUUUGUUUCCCUGCCCCGUGAAGUCAGUAACUGCAAGAUCUCAUGCUUGCUUUGUACAGUGGAAUGAAAUUACCAAUAAAUUUAUUUGGAUUUACCUGCCA
This is a messenger RNA of Oncorhynchus kisutch (coho salmon), 773 nucleotides long. RefSeq names its product ATP synthase F1 subunit delta (gene atp5f1d). The record is from RefSeq and is a predicted model, not a curated record. The transcript is spliced from 5 exons. Gene Ontology annotation, molecular function: proton-transporting ATP synthase activity, rotational mechanism. The coding region runs from base 128 to 610 and encodes 160 amino acids. Gene Ontology annotation, biological process: proton motive force-driven ATP synthesis. NCBI's taxonomy places the organism in Eukaryota, Metazoa, Chordata, Actinopteri, Salmoniformes, Salmonidae.